AUGCCUCCCGACAAGGACGACGAGCGCAUCCAGCUCCUUGGAGACGGCAAUGCCAAGGGCGAUGCGCACGAGAAGCCUUACCAGCCCGCCAAUGCCCUGUGUGAUCCUGCCCCGAACCGCAAGCGCAUCUUUGUGCUGUGCUUCGACGGAACCGGCAACAAGUUCCAGGGCACCGAUGCAGAUUCCAACAUCCUCAAGAUAUUCCGCAUGCUCGACAGGCGCGAUGGAAGCCAGUUCUCCUACUACCAGCCCGGCAUUGGCACCUAUGUCACCUCCGGCUCCUUGAGCCACACUUCCCACUGGCAGCGCUUCAGUUCGUGGUAUGCCAAAACCAAGGACUCGGCCAUUGGCACUUCCUUCGCCGAACAUGUCAUGGGAGGCUACAAGUUCCUUAUGCGCUACUAUCUCCCCGGCGAUGAAAUAUACUUCUUCGGCUUCUCCCGCGGCGCUUACAUUGCCCGCUUCCUUGCCGAGAUGCUGGACCACGUGGGCCUGCUCACUGCAGGUAACGAGGAAAUGGCCCGCUUCGCCUGGAAGACGUUCCAGAAAUGGCAGACCCGCACCGAACGCAAUGACGAGGAGAAGAAGGAGAAGAGUCGCUUGCGAGACUACAUGUGCGCCUUCCGAGAGACCUUCAGCCGUCCCGUACGCCGCAUCAGGUUCCUGGGCCUCUUCGAUACCGUCAACAGCGUCCCUGCUUUCGAAGGCCCCUGGAUGAAGCGCAGUAAAUUCCCCUACACUGCCCGUAGCACCGCCAGGGUCAUCCGCCACGCAGUCGCCAUCGACGAGCGCAGGGCCAAGUUUCGUCAGGACCUCAUCUCUGAAGUCAAAAAACAUACACACAGAAAGCAUCAGCAUCUUCCGUACAGAGGCCACGUACAAACAAAGCCCUCUGUAUCCAAGGCCAACGUCACCACCCAAGACAGCGAGCCCGACGCCGCGCAAGCCGGCCAAGAGCGCCGCAAUCAGUUCAACCGCGACCUGCAGGUUCCUCGGCCCUUUCGUGACAGUUCUGAGAUCUCUGGCCUCCGCUCACUGAGUCCUGGGCUCUCCUCCAGGCAACAGAGACGUGGAAGCCGGUCAAGCUUCGGCUCGGUGUCUCGUGUAUCUUCUAAUGUCCAACAUUCGGGUGGAUACGACUCCGAUGAGGAGGAACAAGACAUCCAGGAAGUUUGGUUCGCCGGCUGUCAUGCCGAUAUCGGUGGCGGAUGGGGUCUGGAAACAGACGAAGAGGCAACCCUAAGCCACGUGCCGCUCGUCUGGAUGGUCCGCGAAGCCCAACGCGCCGGCCUCCGGUUCGACGAGAACAAGCUACGUGCCUUGAACUGCUGUCCGGACGAGGAGGAAGAAUAUAUCGACCUUCCUACCCGUGAUGACGACAAUGACCACCAAGCCACUGCCGGUGCGGCUCCUCCGGAGAUUCAGAUCAGUGCUGCUACGCCGCCUCUUGACGGGCGGUCACGUUCCUACCUGGGGCCUCUCCCGAAGUUGAACAAUGGCACCAUAUCCACCACUAACGGGAAUCAGGCAUCUGAGGGAGGGAAAGGUGACACUGAGCAUCAAGAACACUCCAAAAGGUUCCACGCUCUCAUUCACUCGUCGGCCACGGCCGGCAAGAUCCAUGACGUGCUCUGCUUCAACAACGGAGCAUCGCACCUGUCGGUCUUCAGCUGGAAUUGCAUGGAGUGGAUCCCAUUCCGGCGCAUGGAUCUGACGAAUGACGGCUCGUGGCGCAGCAUUGCGUGGCCACUGCCUAAGGGCGAGGUACGCGAUGUACCCAAUGAUGUCGCGGUGCAUCACACUGUGCUACGCCGCAUGCAGCACGACAAGAACUACCGCCCGGGCAACCUGAUCAUUGGCGGCGGCGGAAGAGGCGUGAGGAAAGCACCAGAGCAUGUGGGAAUGGGUAAGUGGAAGGUCUUCAGGGAGGAGGGGGAUGCUAUCGGGGAAGUGUGGGUGAGAGCGUAG
Molecule: messenger RNA, 1968 nt
Organism: Diplodia corticola
Lineage: Eukaryota; Fungi; Ascomycota; Dothideomycetes; Botryosphaeriales; Botryosphaeriaceae
Product: short chain dehydrogenase reductase family
Exons: 3
Coding region: 1-1968 (655 amino acids)
Source: RefSeq, a predicted model, not a curated record